Molecule: messenger RNA, 1215 nt
Organism: Pisolithus orientalis
Lineage: Eukaryota; Fungi; Basidiomycota; Agaricomycetes; Boletales; Pisolithaceae
Exons: 4
Coding region: 115-723 (202 amino acids)
Source: RefSeq, a predicted model, not a curated record
UUUUGUAGGGUCGGCUCAGACUCGGUUCGGUUCACACCCUGAAGAAGCUCUCCUACAAACUCCGAUAGUAUUAAUGUGACUACUAGUGGUGAUACAAUCUCCCCUCGUCUCACCAUGGCGAGUUACACUGAGAUACUGCACUUCACUGCCUCUGAGGAGGUGAUGUCCGGUCGAGCGAACCUUAACAGAGUUCGCGAGCUCCUAUCCAAAGCGGAAGGAUUGAACCAAUCGUACUUUGGACCAGAAACAGAAGAUCCAUCGGUUUUGUUCAUAGUAAACGACUGGAAAUCUAAGGAUGCGCAUACCAAGUUCCUGGAUUCGCUCGAAGGCGCAGCUUUCAAACCAGCGUUGUCGCCCCUUUCUUCCUCUCCGAUUGUCCACCACUUUGCUGAAUUUGACGAAGUAAAGAGUCGUCUGCAAGCGCCUAUUACCGAGUUCGUCACCCUCACGUUGAAGGCAGACAACAAAAUGGAGGAGUUGAAGCCCUUGGUGCAGGAUUUGCACGAGAAGCUGAAAGGCUCCAAGAUGUUUUAUGGAUCUAGCUGGGCUCCGAUUGCCAACGAGUCAAACAUGUACCACGGGAUCUUGGGCUGGGAUACCGUCGAGGCACACUGGGAUGCCGUCAAAGACGGCCCACCUAAAGCGGUCGUUGACGAAUUCAAGAAAAUCGCCAAUUUGUGGCUGGUUCACGCUGCGUUGCAGUCGCUGACGGAGGACAAGUGAGUGGGGUGUGAUGAUACCAAAAUGGAGGGGAAACUGUGCUGUAUUAUUUCAUGUAUGGGUCGAUCUUCUUGCAGUAUUGUGAAUGUGAAGACUCGGGACUAGACCGUUCCAAGUGCCAGAGAGGUUUAGGGUAGUGACCGCCCUUCCGCCGCGAUCAACCCAAAUACAUGUAUGUGUUCGGCGAACAGUAACAAAGUUUUUCUCCGGGAGGCCGGCGGACUCCUGGCGGAUUCCUAGCGACAAAGCGACUGCAACCUGGCCCGGGCAUGUUGCAUAAGUUGACAGGCUAUCUUCAUGCGUGAUAUGUAGCACCGAACAGCCUUGGACCCACGCAUCGUAGAUAGCAGGACGUGUCUUGAAGCGAUAUAAGGAAUCGACAUCAAUUCACGCCUGAUACGCCGGGUUACUAGCUGUAUUGCGGCCUUGUGUCUGUGGAUGGGCUGUGGUGUGUGGUGAGCACGCAUUGUACACGAGUUGUUUGAACGUGUGUCG